Molecule: messenger RNA, 6268 nt
Organism: Drosophila mojavensis
Lineage: Eukaryota; Metazoa; Arthropoda; Insecta; Diptera; Drosophilidae
Gene: didum
Product: unconventional myosin-Va
Exons: 17
Coding region: 476-5902 (1808 amino acids)
Biological process (GO): vesicle transport along actin filament; actin filament organization
Cellular component (GO): myosin complex; cytoplasm; actin cytoskeleton
Molecular function (GO): ATP binding; actin filament binding; microfilament motor activity
Source: RefSeq, a predicted model, not a curated record
ACAUUCUACGUCAGUCAGACUUAGUUUAGAGACGGGACCAGGGCGAGCAGUGUUUAUUGUUAGCAGUGUCUUCUAAAUUACCAAUGUAGCAAAAUUUCAAAAAAUCCGGCCUCUACUAAAAAAUUAACCAAAAACAACUUUUGAUUUCAAAGACAAUGUCUCAAUAACUUUGAAUGUGAAACUAGUAAGAAAAACCCAGAAACAAAAAAAAACUAAGGAAAUUAAUAGACAGUAAAGGAAAACAAGUAAAUUAAAAAAAAAAAAAAAAAAAAAGAGAAGAACAAAUUUGCUUAACCCAAAUUGGAAUUGAGAAGACAGUACUAACGGGUUUUAUGCACAUUUCAAUUGCCUCGUUCACCGUGGAAGUUGGGCGGUACGACAAAAUAGAGUAUUAAGUGCCCGGCGAAGCUGUACAUAGGCCCUUGGACAACACGACACUGCGGCUGCCGUUGCUGGUGCUGCUGCUGCUGCAAUCAUGUCAAGCGAGGAGAUGCUAUACGCAAAGGGCUCCAAAAUUUGGAUACCCCAUGCGGAACAGGUGUGGGAGAGCGCCUCUUUGGAGGAGAGCUAUCACAAAGGUGACACCAUAUUGAAAAUUCAAACCGAAUCGGGUGCUUUGAAAGAGAUCAAACUAAAACCGGAUGGCAGCAAUUUACCUCCGCUGCGGAACCCAGCCAUUCUGGUGGGCCAAAACGAUUUGACCACCCUAUCGUAUCUGCAUGAGCCCGGUGUGCUAUACAAUCUACGUGUACGCUUCUGUGAACGUCAGAUCAUUUAUACCUAUUGUGGCAUUAUUUUGGUUGCCAUCAAUCCAUAUGCGGAUCUACCGCUGUAUGGACCCAAUAUUAUCCGCGCCUAUCGCGGACAUGCCAUGGGCGACCUGGAGCCACACAUCUUUGCGCUGGCGGAGGAGGCCUACACCAAGCUGGAGCGUGAGAAUUGUAAUCUGAGCAUCAUCGUCAGCGGCGAAUCGGGUGCCGGCAAGACGGUCUCGGCGAAAUAUGCGAUGCGCUACUUCGCAGCCGUUGGGGGCUCGGAAUCGGAGACUCAGGUCGAGCGCAAGGUGCUGGCAUCUUCACCGAUCAUGGAGGCCUUUGGCAAUGCCAAGACGACACGCAAUGACAACAGCUCCCGUUUCGGCAAAUUCACCAAAUUGCUGUUCACCAAUCAGAUGGGCGUCAUGUACCUCCAGGGGGCCACCGUGCACACCUAUCUGCUGGAGAAGUCUCGUGUGGUGUAUCAGGCGCAGGGCGAGCGCAAUUACCAUAUUUUCUAUCAGCUCUGUGCGGCGCGUGCCAAAUAUCCAGAACUGGUGCUGGAUCAUCAGGAUAGUUAUCAGUUCUUGAACAUGGGCGGCUCACCGGACAUUGAGCGCAUCUCGGAUGCGGACCAGUUCAACGAAACCGUCCAGGCAAUGACCGUCUUGGGUUUCUCCAUUCAACAAAUUGCCGAUAUCGUGAAGAUCUUAGCUGGCAUCCUGCAUUUGGGCAACAUUGCGGUGUCCAAGAAGUACAUGGAGGGCAGCGAUGUGGAGGACUCCGAUUCUUGUGAUAUAUUUCAAAACGAUUUGCAUUUGCAAGUAACUGGCGAUCUAUUAAAAAUAAAUGCUGAGGAUUUGCGUCGCUGGCUAUUGAUGCGUAAGAUAGAGUCGGCCAAUGAAUAUGUGCUGAUACCGAACAACAAAGAGAUGGCGAUGGCGGCGCGCGAUGCGCUGGCCAAGCACAUAUACGCGAAGCUAUUUCAGUAUAUAGUCAAUGUGCUGAAUAAGAGCUUGCAUAACGGUAGCAAACAGUGCAGCUUCAUUGGCGUCCUCGAUAUCUACGGCUUCGAAACGUUCGAAGUGAACUCGUUUGAACAGUUUUGCAUAAACUAUGCGAACGAAAAGCUCCAGCAGCAAUUCAACCAGCAUGUCUUUAAGCUAGAACAGGAGGAGUACCUCAAAGAGGGUAUUACCUGGACCAUGAUCGACUUCUAUGACAAUCAGCCGUGCAUUGAUCUCAUUGAAACGCGCCUGGGUGUGCUCGAUCUGCUCGACGAGGAGUGUAGAAUGCCCAAAGGGUCAGAUGAGAGCUGGGCGGGUAAACUGGUGGAUAAGUGCAACAAAUUUCCACAUUUUGAGAAACCACGCUUUGGCACCACAAGUUUCUUUAUCAAGCACUUCUCGGAUACGGUUGAGUAUGAUGUGAAUGGAUUUCUGGAGAAGAAUCGCGAUACGGUCUCCAAGGAGCUGACAAAUGUGCUGACGCAGUCCAACAUGCAGCUGUGCAAGCAAGUGAUGAUACUCGAGGAGGUGGACACACUCGGCACGGAUGCCAACAAGAUUGCCACCACUUUGGGCGGACGUGUUGUAAUUAGUGCUAACCGAAAACAGCAACUCAAUGAGACGCGUCGAAGAGUCGUAUCAUCUAAGCAGCAUAAGAAAACUGUGGGCUCACAGUUCCAGGAGAGUCUGGCCUCGCUUAUCUCAACUUUACAUGCCACAACGCCGCAUUAUGUGCGCUGCAUUAAGCCAAAUGAUGACAAGAUCGCCUUUAAGUGGGAGACGGCCAAGAUCAUUCAGCAGCUGCGCGCCUGCGGCGUUUUGGAAACUGUUCGCAUUUCGGCUGCUGGAUUUCCAUCUCGCUGGCUUUAUCCUGAUUUCUAUAUGCGCUAUCAAUUGCUGGCGCAUCGCAGUCAAAUCGAUAAGAAUGAUAUGAAGCAAUCGUGCCGCAAUAUUGUGCUCAAAUGGAUACAGGACGAGGACAAAUAUCGCUUUGGCAAUACGCAGAUCUUCUUCAGAGCCGGACAGGUGGCCUAUUUGGAGCAGGUGCGCGCUAAUCUACGCAAGAAGUACAUCACCACGGUGCAGUCGGUGGUGCGACGGUUCAUUAAGCGACGCCGCUAUGUCAAACUGCAAAAAAUCAUCUUCGGCAUACAGCGUCAUGCACGUGGCUACAUGGCGCGUAUGCGUGCCCAGAAAUUGAGAGAGGCGCGCGCCGCUCUGAUAUUAUCGAAGUACGCACGUGGCUGGCUGUGCCGCCGUCGCUAUUUGCGACUGUGCCACUCGGUUGCCGGCAUUCAGCAGUAUGCCAGGGGCAUGCUGGCACGCAAUCGAUUCUAUGCCAUGCGGGAUUACUUCCGAGCUGUGCAGAUCCAGCGGUUCGUGCGUGGCGUGUUGGCACGUCGCGCCUAUCAGAAACGCCGGCGUAGCAUCAUCAUUUGCCAGGCUGCUGUGAGACGUUUCUUGGCCCGUCGCCAGUUCAAGCGCAUGAAGGCGGAGGCAAAGACCAUCUCCCACAUGGAGAACAAGUACAUGGGAUUGGAGAACAAGAUCAUAUCCAUGCAGCAGCGCAUCGACGAACUCAAUCGGGACAACAGCGCGCUCAAGCACAAGACCAGCGAGAUAAGCGUCCUAAAAAUGAAGCUGGAGAUGAAGAAGAACUUGGAGCAUGAGUUCAAGAAUAUCAAGGCAGCUUGCUUGGAUAAGGAUAAGCUGAUCGAGGCGCUGAAUAAGCAGCUGGAAUCGGAACGCGAUGAGAAAAUGCAGCUGCUGGAGGAGAACGGUCACUCGCAGGAGGAGUGGAGCAAACAGAAGCAAAUCUGGUGCAUGGAGAACAGAGAGUUGCGCAAGCAAGUGGACUCCAUGAUAGAAAUGGCGAAGAAUGCCGCGGGCAAUCAGCGCGAGCAUGAGGAGCGCAUGCUCACCGAGAUUGACAACAAGGAGCUGAACGAAGCCUAUCAGCGUGCCAUCAAGGACAAGGAGGUGAUCGAGAACGAAAACUACCUGCUGAAGGAGGAGCUCAGUCACUUUCAGCAGCAGCAUAACGGCAUCUCUGCCUUCAACAUGCAUCACACGCGCACCGCCAGCAAUGCCUCCAGCCAGAAUGAGGAUGAUGUUGGCUAUGGCUCUGCCAAAAAUACACUCGAAAUAAAUAGCAGAUACCCAGACUUGAGGAAUAAGAACGACUCUUUCUUGGACAAUACCAGCAUUGUGGUCAAGUUGCGCUCGAUACUCGAGGAGGAGAAGCAGAAGCACAGGAGCUUGCAGGAGCAGUAUGUUAAGCUGGCGAGCCGUAAUAAGCCCACUGAGGAUUCAUUCCGCGUGUCCGAGCUUGAGGUAGAGAACGAGAAGCUACGCAGCGACUACGAUCAGCUGCGAACGAGCAUUAAACACGGUGUUGAGAUCAACGAGCUGAAUGCCCAACAUGCUGCCCUCCAAGAGGAAGUACGUAGGCGGCGCGAGGAGUGCAUCCAAUUAAAGGCUGUGCUCCUGCAGCAGAGCCAAACGCUGCGCUCCAUCGAGCCAGAGAGCCUGCAGCUGCGUGGCAGCGAUGCCAGCAAUGUGCACGAGCUGAUGGAGGCGUUCCACUCACAGAAGCUAGUGAACAGGCAAUUGGAAUCAGAGCUGAAAGCCAUAACCGAGGAACACAACAGCAAACUGAUUGAAAUGACUCAGGCCAUUGAGCGCUUGAAUAACGAGAAGGAUGAAUUGCAAGAGGUGCUAUUCAAGAGCAUAGACGAAUCUGAUCAGGACAAUAUAGAAACACUGAAGCAGAACGAUCGAUAUUUGCGCCUGGAGCUGAAGAAGGCCAUAACACAAUAUCUGCUCGUGCAGGACGAGCUGAAGCUGGCCAAUGCCAAGCUAAAGGCCUACAGGCAGGACGGCGGCAAGCUGGAGAAUCAGCUGGAGGAGGAAAUGAGUCGCAACAAGGCGGCGAAUAAUAACAACAGCAAUGAUGUUGGCGCCAAUGUGACCAAGCAGAAGUCUCAAAAUCCGCUCGGCCUGAUGAAGUUCCACAAUAGCGACCUGGACAAGAUAUUGCAGCGUCUGCUGAGUAGCCUAACGCCUCGAACUGUUGUUGGCCUUUUACCAGGUUUUCCUGCUUAUCUGAUCUUUAUGUGUAUUCGCUAUACUGACCUGACCAAUGCCGAUGACGAUGUGCGCGAGCUAUUGAGUAAAUUUGUAAUGCAGAUCAAGAAAAUGCAUAGAACUCCACAUCCCAUUGAGAAUCGCGUAAUUUGGCUGGUUAACUCCAUAACACUCCUUAAUCUGCUGAAGCAAUACGGCGAUGUUGAGGAAUACGUCAAGUUUAAUACGGAGAAACAGAACCAGCAACAAUUGAAGAAUUUUAAUCUCUUCGAAUAUCGGCGCGUUAUUCUCGACUUGAUUGUGAAUCUAUAUCAGGCACUUGUCAUGCAGAUACAGAGUUUGCUAGAUCCCAAAAUUGUUCCAGCCAUAUUGAACAAUGAUGAGAUUCAGCGCACCCGACAUCCGCAUGGAAUGCGCAAUCGCAGUGCGGAUGCCGCGUCACCGGAUCAUGGAAAUGUGCCUGCUUGGAAGCAGCUAAUUGGCCAAUUGGAGCACUUCUACAAGCAAUUCCAGCACUUCGGACUGGACAGCAUAUAUGCUGAGCAGAUCUUCAGUCAGCUUCUCUAUUUCGUCUGUGCCGUGGCGCUCAAUUGCUUAAUGCUGCGCGGCGACAUUUGUAUGUGGGAGACUGGCAUGAUAAUACGUUAUAAUUUGGGCUGCAUUGAGGAUUGGGUACGCGACAAGAAGAUGUCGAAUGAGGUGCUCGCUCCAUUGGCCCCAUUGAAUCAAGUCUCUCAGUUGCUACAGUCGCGCAAGAGCGAGGAGGAUGUACAAACCAUAUGCGACCUGUGUACAUCGCUGAAUACCGCCCAGGUGCUGAAGGUCAUGAAGUCAUACAAACUGGAUGAUUAUGAAAGCGAAAUAACAAACGUGUUUCUGGAUAAGCUGACAGAGAAAUUGAAUGCUCGCAAAAUGCCCAAGAGCGAUGAAUUCACAAUGGACCAAAACUUCAUACAUCCGUUUAAGGUGAUGUUCAAGUACAGUGACAUCAAAUUGGAGGAGAUUGAGUUGCCGCCACAUUUAAAUCUCGAUGAAUUCCUCACGAAAAUAUAAAUUUAGUACGGGAGUCCGUGUGAAACAAAUAACGCUCGUUUGCCAUUUUGACGUGAAUUCAUCUUGUUUUGUAUUAUAUUAUAUAUGAGUCGUAUUUAAGUGUAGUCAGCAUGCAAAAGUGCAUAAUAUGUAGUUCCUGUUUAGUCUAAAGUCCAAACGAUACCCUUUUACAUUCUAUUCUUUUCCCCUUCAGACCGCCAGACUACUUUUUGCCAAUUUUGUAAACUUAUUUAUGCAGACAUUCGAAACUUGUUAAGGGUUCUCAACCAAUGAAAUUAUAAGAAAAAAAUUAAAUGUAUGUACAUCAUGUGGUUGGAGUUCAACUCCAUUAAACAGAAAAUAUCAUUCCUAAGUUGCAAUAAUUAA